Messenger RNA from Mercurialis annua (annual mercury), 1020 nucleotides. Its product is annotated as short chain aldehyde dehydrogenase 1-like. The transcript is spliced from 2 exons. Gene Ontology annotation, molecular function: oxidoreductase activity, acting on the CH-OH group of donors, NAD or NADP as acceptor. NCBI's taxonomy places the organism in Eukaryota, Viridiplantae, Streptophyta, Magnoliopsida, Malpighiales, Euphorbiaceae. The record is from RefSeq and is a predicted model, not a curated record. Bases 94 to 939 code for a protein of 281 amino acids.
CUUAAUUUCUUAUCUUAAACUGCACACUGCAUUAUUGAAGAAAAGUUUAAAAAACAUCAGACUUGUCUUCAUCUUCACUAUAACAGAAUCAAGAUGGCCACAAGUUCUACAUCAAACUCAGCCACCAAAAGACUAGAAGGGAAGGUAGCUAUAAUCACCGGUGGAGCUAGCGGAAUAGGCGAAGCAACUGCGAGAGUGUUCAUAAAAAAUGGAGCUAAGGUCAUUAUUGCCGAUAUCCAAGACGAACUUGGAAAUUCUCUCUGCAAAGAAUUUGAAUCAGAUCAGGAAAACAUAAUCUCUUAUAUCCACUGCGACGUGACAGAAGAUUCCGACGUUCAAAAAGCUGUAGAUUUCGCAGUUUCCAAACACGGAAAGCUCGAUAUUAUGUUCAGUAACGCCGGAAUUGCAUGCCACAGUCCGAGUAUUUUAGAAACAGACAAUCAAGAUUUUAAAAGAGUAUUUGAUGUUAAUGUUUUCGGCGGUUUCUUAGCAGCCAAACACGCGGCUAGGGUUAUGAUUCCCGCAAAGAAAGGGAACAUUAUUUUCACAGCAAGCAAUCUUUCAGUUACUAGUUUUCAAGCAUGGCAUCCGUAUAUUGCGUCGAAGCACGCUGUGGUUGGUUUGGCGAAGAAUCUUGCAGUGGAAUUAGGGCAAUAUGGGAUCAGAGUGAACUGUGUGUCGCCCUAUGCAGUUGCGACGCCAUUGAUGAUGGGAACGUCGGGAUUGAUGGAGACGGAGAAGGAGAAAGUUCAGAAAUUGAUUUCGGAUUCGGGUAAUUUGAAAGAUGUUGUGUUGGAAGCUGAAGAUGUAGCGGAGGCAGUUGUUUAUUUGGGAAGUGAUGAAUCUAAAUAUGUGAGCGGAUUAAAUUUAGUGGUCGAUGGAGGUUAUAGUCUUACAAAUCCUUCGUUUGAAAAUGUAAUGAAAAAUUUCAUUGCUUAAAUAAUUGUCUCUAAAGUGAAUUAAGAAUGUUUCUAUGUUAUGAAUUAUGUUGAUAAUAGUGAGUCUACUAGUUCUGCUUUA